Molecule: messenger RNA, 2319 nt
Organism: Juglans regia (Persian walnut)
Lineage: Eukaryota; Viridiplantae; Streptophyta; Magnoliopsida; Fagales; Juglandaceae
Exons: 5
Coding region: 1-2319 (772 amino acids)
Molecular function (GO): zinc ion binding; nucleic acid binding
Source: RefSeq, a predicted model, not a curated record
AUGUCUAAUAAUCAAGAAGAAGACACAACCGAAGAAUUUCGACAACCUCCAGUUCCAAACCUCCAAAUGCAAGCAAUGUUAGGGGAGAUGAGGCGUAUGUUGAGGGCUGAAUUAGAACCUAUUCACGAAAGGUUGGAUAGGGUAGAAGCAGAAACUCCUAGGGGCCAGCAACAUGACAUCCACAAUAGGCAGCAUGGUGGGCGUGGUCCGUGGCGGAAUGUUGAUGGAGAGGCGGAGUCGGAGGAGUUUGAUGAGCAAUAUUUGAACCGAGGUAGGAUUGAGCGUGGGUAUAGAAAUAGAGAAGCUAGGAUGGGUAGGCCUAGGAGGGAUAACGAUUUAGGAAAUAUAAAGAUUAAAAUCCCAUCUUUUCAAGGUAAAAAUGAUCUUGAAGUUUAUUUGGAGUGGGAAACUAAAAUGGAGAUGGUUUUUGAUUGUCACAACUACUCAGAGAUAAAGAAGGUUAAGUUGGCUGCAAUUAAAUUUACCGAUUAUGCCAUUGUGUGGUGGGAUCAAUUACUGAUUAAUAGGAGGAGGAAUAGAGAGCCACCCGUGGACACUUGGGAGGAAAUGAAAAUGCUUAUGAGGAAGCGUUUUGUACCCAGCCACUAUUAUAGGGGAUUGUAUCAAAAAUUACAGAGGUUAAUUCAAGGAUCUAAAAGUGUGGAUGAGUAUUACAAAGAGAUGGAGGUAGUUAUGAUCCGGGCUAAUGUAGAAGAGGACCGGGAAGCCACCAUGGCUAGGUUUUUGCACGGUUUAAAUCGUGAGAUUGCGGAUAUAGUCGAGAUGCAGCACUAUGUUGAGUUGACAGAUAUGGUGCAUCAAGCCAUAAAGGUGGAGGAACAAUUCAAACGAAAGGGAUUGGCUAGGAGGGGACUGCCUAUGGCUACAACCAGCUCGUGGAAGACAACUCCAAAAAGGGAUGAGCAGCAACAAAAUAAGCCAAAAUUUGAAUCCUCUAAGAAUGCCAACUUAAAGACCGCCACUACUUCAGGUACAAUCGAGACUUCAAGUUCUAAAACACGUGAUAUUAAAUGUUUUAAAUGUCAGGGGCGCGGACAUAUAGCCAGCCAGUGUGUAAACAAGAGGGUGAUGGUGAUAAAUGCCCAAGGAGAGCUUGAGUCAGAAAAUGAGGAAGAAGUAGAUAAUGAUGAUAUGCCAUCUAUGGAGGAUGCUAACGAUGAGCAAAAUGCUGUGGUUGGAGAUUUAUUGGUUGCAAGGCGAGUUCUCAAUGAUGGGAACCAAGCCAGCACUUAUUUGGUGGAGAAAUUGGCUUUAACUACCUUGAAACAUCCUCAACCUUACCGGCUUCAGUGGUUGAAUGAAUGUGGGGAAAUCAAGGUGACAAGACAAGUGUUGGUGGCAUUAUCCAUUGGCAAAUAUGAGGAUGAGGUGCUUUGUGAUGUGGUUCCUAUGCACGCAUGCCAUUUACUGUUGGGAAGACCAUGGCAGUAUGAUCUGAGGGUUACGCAUGAUGGAUUCACAAAUAAGUAUUCCUUCACUCUUAAUAGGCAACCUAUUACUCUUGUGCCAUUAACUCCAAAACAGGAGUUUGAAGAUGUCCUUCCUGAAGAGGUACCUUAUGGUUUACCUCCAAUCCGAGGGAUUGAACAUCAAAUUGAUUUCAUACCUGGUGCAUCAAUUCCAAACCAACCUGCUUAUAGGAGUAAUCCCGAGGAGACCAAGGAACUUCAGAGGCAAAGAGGAAUUGAGGUGGAUGAGGAAAAGGUGAAGGCAAUCCAAGAGUGGUCAACGCCUACAACAGUCAGCCAAGUGAGGAGUUUCCACGGCUUAGCUAGCUUCUAUAGACGGUUUGUGCGUGAUUUUAGUAGCUUAGCCGCCCCUCUUACUGAAGUCAUCAAGAAAAAUGUGCCGUUUAAGUGGGGAAAAGAACAAGAAAAGGCAUUUAGUCUGAUCAAAGAAAAGUUAACUAAUGCACCUUUGCUUGUUUUACCUAACUUUGCUAAAACUUUUGAAAUUGAGUGUGAUGCUUCAGGCAUAGGUAUUGGAGCUGUUUUGAUGCAAGAAGGCCGUCCAAUUGCUUAUUUCAGUGAAAAGUUGAGUGGGGCAGCCCUAAAUUACCCUACUUAUGAUAAGGAGAUGUAUGCCUUGGUGAGGGCUUUGGAAAAUUGGCAACACUAUCUAUGGCCAAAGGAGUUUGUGAUUCACACAGAUCAUGAGUCUUUGAAGCAUUUGAAAGGACAGCAAAGGUUGAACAAACGCCAUGCCAAAUGGGUGGAAUUCAUUGAAACAUUUCCGUAUGUGAUCAGAUAUAAGCAAGGUAAGGAAAAUGUGGUGGCUGAUGCAUUGUCCCGAAGGUGA